CUCUCUGUCUCUCUCUCUUUCUCUCACGGAGAGCGAGAGGAAAAACGACUUUCCGUGCAUACCUGAACAAUCCGAGCCUCGACACUAACCGGGAAACGCUCGCUGCCGUUUAUUAUUCCGUGCUGCGCGUGAAGGCGUGAAGGAGCCGCAGCCUCGCGCACUCGCAACCACAGUCUCGUGAGGACGGAACGCUUUCUAUCUCUCUCUCUCUCUCUCUAUCGCUCUCUCUCUCUCGACGCCAGAUUUGGAAGGACGCUGGGUUUGUUCUCCCUGCACUCGUCUGCUUCUGCGUUACUCUUCUUUUAUCGCACGAGAGAGUCGUGAGAACCAGAGCGACGUCCUCCGGUGGGAUUUUUUUGCCCCUUUCUCAUUCCUCGGAUCGGCUCGCGCUCCGCUCGGACCCUCUCUACUGUACCCCUCUGACUGACAUCUACACAGAAGCGCGCACAACGGCUCAAGUUUUAACGCCGUCUUCACGUCUUCGCUCCUUUUUUCUCGUCUAACCGUCUUUGUAACGUACUAACAGAUUAACUAAUAAUGGCUAGUGACGAAUCAUUACAGGGUUACUGUUUUAAAAUAAAUUAAUCCACAUCUACGAUACGAUACGUAGGUUUCUGUCGAUCUCUGGGAGACUUCAGACGAGUGACGUAAAGCUGACGUUUCACAACAAUGCUGAAAGUCGUAGAAGUCCGGUUAGCGAUCGAUGCUAACUAUAAUUGCAUUGCAUCAUCGACCAUGCAAAUAAGUUUUGUAGUCAUUUUCCUACAGUUUUGAGUGAAAUGUCGAUAUUCUAGAAAAUUUUGUCUAACCCGGUUUUUCGCUAAGCCUUUUUAUGUCGUUCACGUAAACGACACGUUAGCGAAAUCGCUAGUAUCGCUAGGUUAUUAUUUCCGUAUUUCACAUUCGAGUGUUAAUGUGUGUUUGUGUUUAUCUGAUCUAAACAAUAACGCUCCUUUAAACCACUCACGCUCAACUCGCGUGAAGGCGGCGUUAGCUUAAAGCUAACCUGUUUUCUGUAAAGCUAAUCUUUGUUUUUAACUGGAUAAAAUUACAAAACUGUUGUGAAAACCUGAGUUAAUGUUAAGACAGACUUAAAAUAGAAAUACGUCGAACAGAUUUGAAGCUUAACCAUGCGAGAAUUUGGUCAUAAUUUCAGAUGUAGGGAUGCGGCGGAGCUCGACGGCUACCGGAGGGCUAACGGGCGGGAAAGAAGGGCAUUGUCGAGCACGAGAGAAGCCGAAGAUGAUGGGAUACGGAGGAUCCGCAUUUCCGCUAAAAUUUCAGCUAACAUGAACGUUCUGGAAUAACUAGCAGAAAUAAUAUCUUUGUUUUUAUAUGACACACUUACUGGCUUGCAUUUUCUAUAAUGUUAAGCUAUCACCUGAACCUAUAGCACUUAAGCGAAGUUAAGUGGUUAGCAUACUCUUCAUACAUUCAUGUGUAGUUAGCAUACAAUUGCCUUUAGUAUACUCCUACAAUUGUAUGUAGUUAGCAUACUCUCACAUUCUCGUGGUGUUAGCAUAAUAUCACGUCUGUUUGCACUUGGCAUACUUUUAGCGUACACUUACACUCAUAGUUACUUAGCAUACUCUUCUUUAGUUAGCGUAAGGUUACACUUAUGUUGUUAGCAUACACUUAUAUUCCUGUGUAGUAAGCAUACGAUUGCCUUUAGUGUAUACUCUUACGUACUCUUACGCUCUUACGUAGUUAGCAUUGACUUAAACUCUAAUGUAAUUGUUAAAACUUGUACACUUAUGAUGUUAGCAUACUUUCAAAGUAAUUAGCAUACGUUACCUAACCCUAUGUACUUUUUUUCUACAUGUAGAAUCAGCCUGAGCCUUACUGAAUAUGUAAAGUUUAUGUACUUAGAAAAUUAAAUUACUUUUAAAGUCAGUUUCAGUGAGAAGUUUAGCUGCUUUAUUUACAGUUCGAAGAGCGGGAUUUUUUAAUAGAUACAGUAGUUUACACGUUAAGGAUUUAGCACAUGAGUUAAUUAUAGCUAGAAAGUUCCUGAGGUAGCCAUCGACGAGAAGGAACACGUUGUCGUCUGUGACAAUACGGUGUGUCGUCGAGUGUCUAUUAAGCAUCUCACGUCUUAUUUAUUUCGACUUUUUCAAACGUACAGCAUCGAAAUUCACUCCAGAGAAACCAGACACAAACGCUAAGUUAUCGCGGUCGAACAUGACGAAGAGAUCUAGCGCGGCGUUAAGCGUACCGAAGGAAUGUAACUCGAACGGUGUCGGAGUCAAAGACGAAGUCAAACGCUUACAAACACUCGGAGUAAAAAUUCCCAGCGGCGAUUCGCGGGACGUAACCGCUCUCCCGUCCAGCGGGAAGGAUUCAAGGACGACAGAAAGGACCGUUUGUAAGGACUGAGGAAAUAUCGUUCAACAGCAAGAUUUCUGCUGUAGACCCCGCCCGCCUCAGGCGGAAAAGCAUCGCCACUGGGCGUCAGCCGAGCAUGGAGACCCCUCCCAUAGCCCCCCCUCAACCCUUCCGACAAUCCAGUUUUCUUGGCCGAAGGCUAAAGGGGUCCAUAAAGCGAGCGAAGAGUCAACCGAAGCUGGACCGCACUAGCAGUUUUCGCCAAAUGAUCCUCCCACGAUUCCGCAGCGCUGAUCAGGACAGGACUCGUCUGAUGCAGAGCUUCAAAGAGUCACAUUCCCACGAAUCCCUGCUGUCUCCCAGUAGUGCGGCCGAGGCGCUGGAUCUCACGCUGGAUGAGGACGCCAUCAUCAAACCUGUUCACUCCAGCAUUUUAGGGCAGGAGUACUGCUUUGAGGUGACUACUGCUUCAGGAACAAAGUGCUUCGCCUGUCGGUCGGCAGCAGAAAGAGACAAAUGGAUCGAGAACCUACAGAGAGCUGUGAAGCCCAACAAAGACAACAGCCGGAGGGUGGACAACGUCUUGAAGCUCUGGAUCAUCGAGGCCCGGGAACUGCCGCCCAAAAAACGCUACUACUGUGAACUGUGUUUGGACGACAUGCUGUACGCACGCACCACCAGCAAACCCCGCACCGACACUGUCUUCUGGGGCGAGCACUUCGAGUUCAACAACCUCCCGGCUGUCCGCAACCUCCGGCUUCAUCUCUACAAAGAGACGGACAAGAAAAGACGCAAGGAGAAAAGCACAUAUCUAGGACUGGUCAGCAUCCCCAUUUCCAGCAUCACAGGUCGACAGUUUGUAGAGCAAUGGUACCCUGUGAUUCAGCCCAGUGUCCUGGCUAAGGGAGGGGGUGUAGGAGGGGGUAAAAUUAUCAACGCCUCUUUGCGGCUCAAGUCUCGCUACCAGACUAUGAGCAUCCUGCCUAUGGAGCUGUACAAAGAGUUUGCAGAGUACGUCACCAACAACUACCGAACGCUGUGUGCCGUCUUGGAGCCUCUGCUGAGCGUGAAAAGCAAGGAGGAGGUAGCCUGUGCGCUGGUGCAUAUCCUGCAAAGCACAGGGAAGGCAAAGGACUUUCUUUCAGACAUGGCGAUGUGUGAAGUAGACAGAUUCAUCGAUCGAGAGCACCUUAUAUUCCGAGAGAACACCUUAGCCACCAAAGCUAUAGAAGAGUACCUCAAACUCAUCGGACAUAAGUACCUCAAGGACGCUUUAGGUGACUUCAUCCGAGCGCUGUAUGAGUCAGAGGAGAACUGCGAGGUCGAUCCCAUGAGGACUCCACCUUCUGUUCUACUGGACCAUCAGGCGAAUCUUCGCAUGUGUUGUGAGCUUGCGCUCUGCAAAAUCGUCAACUCACAUUGUGUUUUUCCACGAGAGCUGAAGGAGGUCUUUGCAUCAUGGAGAGUACGCUGUGCGGAGAGGGGGAGAGAGGACAUUGCUGACCGCCUGAUCAGUGGCUCACUAUUCCUGCGCUUCCUUUGUCCGGCCGUCAUGUCCCCAUCAUUAUUCAACCUCACCCAGGAAUACCCGGAUGAGCAGACAUCACGCACGCUCACCCUCAUAGCCAAAGUGCUGCAGAACCUCGCUAACUUCUCCAAGUUUGGCAGUAAGGAGGAGUAUAUGUGCUUCAUGAAUGAGUUCUUAGAGAUGGAGUGGGGCUCCAUGCAGCAGUUUCUGUAUGAGAUCUCCAAUCUCGACAGCAUAAGCAAUGCCGGGGCUUUCGAGGGAUACAUUGACCUGGGAAGAGAGCUUUCAGUCCUGCACAGUCUCCUGUGGGAGGUUAUGGCUCAGCUCAGUAAGGAUGCCAUCAUCAAACUUGGACCGUUACCCCGCCUCCUGAAUGACAUCAGCAUGGCCCUUCGUAAUCCUCAUCUCCAAAGGCAGCCCAGUCACCAGACAGACAGACAGCCUCCAGAAAGGCAGACGGACCGGUUACUCUCUCGACCCAGCUUCAACAGGGGAAUCUCCUCAGAGUUUCAGAACCUCAUGCCGAGGGACCUAAACAGUUCUAUAGAUAUCACUCGCUUGCCUUCCCCAACCUCUGCCCUGGCCGGCGGUGUUGUUCCUCCAUCGCGAGGUGGAAUGGGUGGUUACGUUGAUCGGGAUCAUCCGCAUCGAGCCUCUUCUAAAGAUGUUUUCUAUGUCAACCGCCCCCCGCUUGCCCGGUCCAGUCCCGCGUACUGUACGAGCAGCUCUGAUAUCACCGACCCAGACCCAAAGGUUCUGACUGUUAAUGAAAAUAUUUCUAUGAUGGACCUCCAGGACUCAAGAAUGAACAGCGUCUCUAACCUGCAGUCUGUGGGGGACAUGCUCAACUCUCCCCAGGCCUCACUUGCCGGGUUCGGCGGCCUUGGUGGUGCCGGAGGAGGCCUCGGUGGUCAGCUGCGUGCCGGCGGAGGGCGGAUGUCGGCCGGCUCGGGCGGCUCCAGUGUGUCAGGCGGCCUGCGACUAAGCCAGCUGAGCCAGACGGGGACCGCCAACGACUCGCUGUCCCAGCAGCAGCAGCAGCAGGCCGCCGCACUCCGCUACCCACUCUCCUUCCAAAACCCUCUGUUCCACAUGGCCACAGAUGGGCCUCAAAUCCAGCGGCAGCACAGUCGUGCUCAGGUGCCUCCACCCCUCCUGCUGGCCCCAGAGCCAGACUCCUCACAUCCUGCAUACUUGCCACAAUUCGCCCGGGGUGCCUUCUCCAGAAGCGAAGACCUCUCCACACUCAGACCCGGACCGCACCUCGGCCAGCCCAGCAUCGUCCACUCCCACAGCUACAGUGACGAAUACAGCCGGGGAGAUUAUGGCAGACGGCAACUCUCUAUGCAUAUGCAGGAAAACUUCCAGCAGCAGCAGAUGAUGGGCAUGGCUUCACAGACAGGCACAUCUCAUUCCUCCCUCGCCUCGCCUCCGACAACUGUCCAGCCUGUCCGUCAGAGCUCCAUGGCUCCGCCUCCCACACAGCGCAUGAAGUCUCAAACCUCCCAUCAGCUUUCUGUGAGCUCGGCCGCCGGUGCCACUCCCCCAAGCAAGACGAGGCCCCAGAGCGGAAACCUGCUCCAGUCUCCUGAGUCGGGCUUUGGGAGCAGGCAGCAGGGCCCACGGCAGCAGCUGUCUGUCAAGGAUAACACCGCCCCCGGCCUUCCUCAUCAGCACAGCUCAACCCGCGAGAGCCAGGGAUCUCAGGGUUCUCAGGGGGGAACGCCACAGUCAACGCAGCAGUUACACAAGGAGCGACAACACUCGCAGCAACACUUACUCAAGCCUUCCAUUAGCAAACAGGGCUCAUCACCCAACACUUUGAACCCGCCCACUCCUGCCUCAGAAAGGACGGUGGCCUGGGUGUCCAACAUGCCACAUCUUUCCGCUGACAUCGAGAGCUCACGCAUCGAGAGAGAAGAAUUUAAGCUUAAGGAAUACUCCAAAAGCAUGGACGAGUCGCGUUUAGACCGGGUACGGGAGUAUGAGGAGGAGAUCCAUUCCCUGAAGGAGCGUCUGAUGAUGUCACACCGCAAGCUGGAGGAGUACGAGAGGAGGCUACUCACUCAGGAGCAACAGACCAACAAGAUCCUGCUGCAGUACCAGAGUCGUCUGGAGGACAGCGAGAGGAGGCUGAGGCAGCAGCAGGUGGAGAAGGACUCUCAGAUUAAAGGAAUAAUCGACAGACUGAUGGCGGUGGAGGAUGAGCUGAGGGUAGGGGUCGUAUCAGAGCACAAAUCCAGGAUGUUUGGAGAUCAGGAAGAGCAGCUUCCCUCCCUGGGUUCUCCAGACCCCGGUGUGAGUGUUGGCGGAGGAGAAAUGAGCGCCGCUCCUGCCUUUGGAGUCUCUCCCUCGGACAUCUCCUCCGACAACCCGCCCCAGAACGGAGGCCCGUCCCCCAAAGUAGCUUCACCCACCCACCCCCCACUUCAUACGCACCUCGGCCGGAAUGGAGAGAUGUGUGCCAACCAAAAAGCCUCUAUGGCAAAUGGGACCACAACAACAUCAAACAUGGGAAGCGGAUUAGAAGGAGGGGGAGCAGGUCUCUAACGGCACUACGCCAAACCGAGCGAAGAAUGAUAACAUCCCUUACUUCUGCCCCUUUUCAUCAUUUUUUCCUGCAUGAGGCACAUCUUUAUUGGGAGGCGCUUAUUCUUACACCAUCCACACGAAACUACUAAAGGGCUCUCCAGUGGAUGGAUCUCAUAUAUCCUGUUGAGUAAAGUAGAAAAAAAUCCACGACUUUUUCCAUCAUGUGUUGCUUUGGAAUGACAUCAUAUGCGGUGUCCAGUGAACCAAAUGUGGGUGACUCUUGUGAAUGAUCUGAAUUCCUGAAUUUAGAUUUUUGGGGUUUUUUCAGCUGGUUAACUGACCUCUAGAGUGCUGUGUAAAACAAAAAGACAUAAUUCUCUAAAAAAAAAAAACUAUGUGGGUAAAAGGUCUAAACCUGUUCAGAUAAUGCCAGCUUUCGAGGCUUUCUGAAGCAGAUCCGCUCGUAUCGUCAUGUCGUCUGGCUUCCUUAGUGCCUUUUCUGCAUCCUUCAACAGGGUUUUCAAACAAGCGACAGAAUAACCAUUACGACAACACGUUCCCAUUCGGCAUCACGCGUCUCGCUCGUUCACGUUAAAGUGACUUGGACGAUAUUAUGAUCUGGAACAGGGAAACAUUUUCAUACAUUUUUUUUUCUUUCGAAAGCAGAAGAAGCCGUUCAUUUUUUUCUGCAACGUCACACUUAACGAGACGCACUCUUGGUCUUCAAUUUGAAAUUUGAAAUGAAGGAAGCUGCCACAGUAGACUUGCUGGACUUGUGCAAUGUUUUUCUCUUCUCAAUCUCAGAACCUGUGUGUGAUCAACUGGUGCUAUAGAUUAAGAAAAAAAGCAGUCAGAUACCUGUGUCUCAUAGAACUGCCUCCCAUUAACCCAAACCCCUUCCUCACUUCACCCCAGCUCCUUGCUGUCCAUUUUUCUUGCCAUGCUGUUCAUUACUCCUUUCAAUGUUCAGUGUUUCAUGAAUUCGGUGUGAGGUGGUCUCUGUCAGGACGCUUUCAUAUCUUAAUACGACACUAGGCCGUUUCACGGAGGGACUGACUUACAGUCUUGUAAACGAUAUCAGUUUGCUAUAUUUGUUCUUGUUUUACAGAACAUUUAUAAAGAACCACUCCCACUGCUUUAGGGUUUGAAAUAAGGAACUAUUGCCCCUUUUCCACCGAGGCAGUUUGAGUGCAGGUUCGGAGCCUAAUUUAGAACCAGUUCUUUCUUUUUCGACAGCCAAAGCACCGGCUCUGAACCAGGAAAAGUGGUUCUUAAGU
This is a messenger RNA of Tachysurus fulvidraco (yellow catfish), 7662 nucleotides long. It is a transcript of the gene syngap1b, whose product is annotated as synaptic Ras GTPase activating protein 1b. Gene Ontology annotation, biological process: regulation of GTPase activity. The record is from RefSeq and is a predicted model, not a curated record. Bases 2462 to 6403 code for a protein of 1313 amino acids. The transcript is spliced from 19 exons. Lineage: Eukaryota; Metazoa; Chordata; Actinopteri; Siluriformes; Bagridae.